CCAUCACACACCAGUGUGCUAAGAAGUCCUUACUCUAAGGAAAUGAAUUUGGAUGCUCACCAUAAACAAAGCACCCAACCCAGAAGACCUCUUGUUGCACAACCAGCUCCUCAGGCCUGGAAAAACAAGCAGGCAGCACUGCAGCAGGACCAGGUUCAACAGGAUAAGAUUUGGAGAGAGUCUGUGGAGGCUGAACAGAGAAGAAAAAAAAUCUGGUGCCAGAACUGGAGUUUCCUAAGCGACUAUGACCAACUGGGUAGGAAAAAGGAGCAGAAGCCACUGCCAAAAUAUAUCCCUGUGUUCUCAAGCAAAAUUCCCAACUCAACCAACCAAACUAUUGGUAGUCAACUGAACACUGAACUCGGCAGGGCUCUGAUAAAUAUGGAUUACUUCUUCACCAGUGGAGCAAAAAAGAGGAAACUUGAGGUUGAGCUCCAGCCUUCUUAGUGCUUCAGUAAAAAGUAUGAGUAACAAAGCAAGCUGAAUGGCUCUAGCCAACAGAUUCCACAGCUUGUAAAAAUUCCUCAUUUUCUCAGAGAGACUUAUACGAAUGUCUAGCAAGGAUUUUUUUUUCAAGAGCAAAGAUGGAUGAUGUCCAACAAUGACAUAGGAGACAAAACUCUUCAUAUUUAGGGUAACUGGGUCAUAUAGAGAGGAUAUCUAUCCUCUGUAUAUCACAGAUAUCAUCCAGCUUCCCAUGAUAGUCUACUAUAACAUUACCACUAACAUCAAAAAGAUUAUUAAAGUCAAAAGGCU
Molecule: messenger RNA, 756 nt
Organism: Calypte anna (Anna's hummingbird)
Lineage: Eukaryota; Metazoa; Chordata; Aves; Apodiformes; Trochilidae
Gene: CIMIP5
Product: chromosome 3 C2orf50 homolog
Exons: 4
Coding region: 43-447 (134 amino acids)
Source: RefSeq, a predicted model, not a curated record